Messenger RNA from Cimex lectularius (bed bug), 427 nucleotides. It is a transcript of the gene Dpm3, whose product is annotated as dolichol-phosphate mannosyltransferase subunit 3. NCBI's taxonomy places the organism in Eukaryota, Metazoa, Arthropoda, Insecta, Hemiptera, Cimicidae. The transcript has 3 exons. Gene Ontology annotation, cellular component: dolichol-phosphate-mannose synthase complex; endoplasmic reticulum membrane. Bases 127 to 405 code for a protein of 92 amino acids. Gene Ontology annotation, biological process: GPI anchor biosynthetic process. The record is from RefSeq and is a predicted model, not a curated record.
AACCUUUCGAUUUUUUGCUGUUGAUUCGUUGUCAGUUGAACCUUAGCCGCGUUGUUUUAUCUCGUGAUGACUUUGGGAAUCGUUUAACGCAUUUUUUUGCUUUUUUGAGCGAAUUAAUCGGACGAAAUGACGAAACUGGCUGAGUGGCUGACUGUGCUGGUGUUUCUGUUGUCAACUUGGUUCACACUGCUGUCGUACAAAGAGAAGUCUCACUUUGUCGACGAGUGGUACACGCUUAUUUUGUACUCUCCUGUCAUCUUGGUCUUCUCGCUCGGGGUUUACGCCCUUUCGUCUGUUCUUUGGGGAGUUUUGACUUUCAACGACUGUCCUGAUGCAGCUGAAGAGCUCCAACGGCAAAUCAAGGAAGCAAAGGAGGACUUGAGGAAGAAAGGUUUAAAAAAUUAAAAAAUGUACAUAGAAAUCAUUC